AUGCCACCGAAGCGGAAGGCUCAAGGGGCUGUCACCGGCAGCAUCAAGGCAGGUAAGGGUUCUGUAGUGUCGACACCAGGAGGAGCCACUCCCAGGAGCAUUGCCAGUGACAAUGAAUCCUCGGUGGUGGACCCUGUGAGCGAGUCUGAAGAUGAGAACCUCGAGAAGAACGUCGAUAAGUUCUCGGUCGAAGCCUACCUCGACAGGCCGAAAGCGAACGAUUCCAUGUCAGGACUCUUCAAGAAGAAGCGCGACUUUUCCUUUCUGGCACUGAAACCUGAUUACCAGAACCGUCCUCUCUGGAUCGACCCUGCCAAGGGACGCAUCUUCCUCGAAAGUUUCAACCCGCUCGCCGAGCAGGCACAGGACUUCCUCAUCACCAUCGCCGAACCGAUCUCCCGACCGUCCUUCGUUCACGAGUAUGCGCUCACGACUCACAGCUUGUAUGCUGCAGUUUCGGUGGGAUUGUCGCCCCACGACAUCAUCAACACGCUCGACCGUUUCCUGAAGAUGCCUUUGCCCGACAGCAUUCGCAAGUUCAUUGAGGGCUGCACACAAAGUUUCGGCAAGGUGAAGCUCGUCCUCAAGAACACCAAGUACUUUGUUGAGAGCACGGACCCCGUCAUCCUGCAAAAGCUGCUGAAGGACCCCAUCAUCGGACCUCUCCGAGUACACGGCACCGAGGAGAUAACGACGACAGCCGCUCCGAAGCAGGGCCCACUGGUCAUCCCAGGCACGGCCAACGCUGCCGGUGUCCGCCAGGCCGAAGAGCAGAAGGAGAAGGGCCGCGAAGGCGAGGUCAAGGAGGGCGAAGUGUAUGCAGCGCUGAACGACGACGACGAUGACGACCAAGAAAUCACACACGCUUUCGAAAUCUCGGACGAGGCCGUCGAGACGGUCCAGAAGCGGUGCCUCGAGCUGGAGUAUCCGGUGCUGGAGGAGUACGAUUUUAGAAGAGACGAGGCCAAUCCGAACUUGGAGAUUGACCUGCGCCCGGGCACCUUGAUCCGGCCGUAUCAAGAAAAGAGCCUGAGCAAGAUGUUUGGCAACGGUCGAGCCAAGAGCGGUCUCAUCGUUCUUCCUUGCGGUGCUGGAAAGACGUUGGUCGGCAUCACAGCAGCUUGCACCGUCAAGAAGGGUGUGAUCGUCCUCUGCACGAGUUCGAUGUCGGUUGUGCAAUGGAGAAACGAAUUCCUCAAAUGGUCCAACAUCAAGCCAGAGGAUAUCGAAGCCUUCACUUCGGACAACAAGGGCAGGGUCUUCCCAGGUAACACGGGUAUCAUUGUGACCACAUACUCCAUGGUCACCCAGACCAGAGAGCGGUCUCACGAGGCGAAGAAAAUGAUGGACUUUCUCCAGACUCGAGAAUGGGGUCUAAUGCUUCUUGACGAGGUGCACGUCGUCCCCGCCAAUAUCUUCAGAAAGGUCACGUCGUCCAUCAAAACACACUCGAAGCUCGGUCUGACUGCCACGCUUUUACGCGAGGACGAUAAGAUCUCGGAUUUGAAUUUCCUUAUCGGACCUAAGCUGUACGAGGCCAAUUGGAUGGAGCUUUCUGAGCAGGGCCACAUUGCAAAGGUCCAGUGCGCCGAGGUCUGGUGCCCCAUGACCACGGAGUUUUACGAUGAGUACCUGAAGGCGUCUGCGAGGAAGAGGGCGCUGCUGUACAUCAUGAACCCACGCAAGUUUCAGGCCGCCCAGUACCUGAUAAACUACCACGAGUCGCGGGGAGAUAAGAUCAUCGUCUUCUCCGACAACGUGUAUGCCUUGAAGACGUAUGCCGAGAAACUGGAAAAGGCAUAUAUUUUCGGCGGCACGGGACAGGCUGAGCGAAUGAAUAUCCUCCAGAACUUCCAACACAACCCACAAGUCAACACACUAUUCCUGUCCAAGAUUGGAGAUACGUCUCUCGACCUGCCGGAGGCCACAUGCCUCAUUCAAAUCUCAUCGCACUACGGUUCACGUCGUCAAGAGGCCCAGCGCCUUGGUCGUAUUCUGCGAGCCAAGCGAAGAAACGACGAGGGUUUCAACGCCUUCUUCUACUCCCUGGUAUCCAAGGAUACUCAAGAGAUGUAUUACUCCUCAAAGAGACAGGCCUUUCUGGUCGAUCAGGGAUAUGCUUUCAAGGUCAUUACGCAGCUGGCCAACAUUGAAAAGACCCCUGGACUUGCCUACGCCGCAGCGAGUGAGAGGCGGGAACUACUGCAAAAGGUCCUCAUCGAGAACGAGGCCGGCGGUGAGGACGAAGUCAUCGACGACCUAUUCCACAGCGGCACUAUGGGUCGCGCGCCGCCCAGGGGCAAGAAGAAGGCCGCUGCCCGAAGAACAGCGGGUCUUCUGGGCGACCUGUCGGGUGGGCAGGACAUGGCGUACAUGGAGCAAAACAAGAGGGUCAGGCUCAAGAAGGCCAAGGGAGAGAGCAGCGCGUUCUUCAAGAAGAUACAGAGGGAGAAGGCCAAGCGGUAA
Messenger RNA from Colletotrichum navitas, 2466 nucleotides. Its product is annotated as DNA repair helicase rad25. Gene Ontology annotation, biological process: nucleotide-excision repair; transcription initiation at RNA polymerase II promoter. Gene Ontology annotation, molecular function: 3'-5' DNA helicase activity; ATP binding; DNA binding. NCBI's taxonomy places the organism in Eukaryota, Fungi, Ascomycota, Sordariomycetes, Glomerellales, Glomerellaceae. The record is from RefSeq and is a predicted model, not a curated record. The transcript has a single exon. Bases 1 to 2466 code for a protein of 821 amino acids. Gene Ontology annotation, cellular component: transcription factor TFIIH holo complex; transcription preinitiation complex; nucleotide-excision repair factor 3 complex.